AUGAGAAACCACUUGAAGGAAGAACUGAGUAGAAGAAUGAGAGCAGCAUGGGCAGCAUUCGCAGCCGUCAGGGAAGCUACGGACCAACUGACGGACCAUGAUCUUCGUGCCCAUCUGUUCGACUCGACAGUCCUUCCAGCGCUCUGUUACGCAGCGGAGACGUGGGCAGACACCGCUGCCACGUCCAGGAAGCUUCUUACUACCCACAGAGCCCUUGGGAGAUGUCUUUUGAGAGGAUUGUCCCGUCUUUGCGACCCAGCGGAAUAUGUAUCGAAAGCAAAACAUAGAUGGGCCGGUCACAUCAUGAGAAGAAUCGACGAUAGAUGGACUAAAAGAACGCUAGAGUGGAUCCCAAGGGACGCUAAACGCCCCCGAGGGAGACCGCCAACGAGAUGGAGUGACGUGUUCGCUGCACGGAUGGACCAGCUGAGAGCUCAGCUGGAUACGGCUCAAGGACCUCGUCAACGUCACUCACGAAGCUUGAGAACAUCUUGGAUGACAAUGGCGAGGGAAAGAAACGAGUGGAAGAGAUGCUGGGGCCCGCACGUCGAGUGA
Necator americanus (New World hookworm) is the source of this 555-nucleotide messenger RNA. RefSeq lists its product as uncharacterized. The transcript has a single exon. The coding region runs from base 1 to 555 and encodes 184 amino acids. Lineage: Eukaryota; Metazoa; Nematoda; Chromadorea; Rhabditida; Ancylostomatidae. The record is from RefSeq and is a predicted model, not a curated record.